This is a messenger RNA of Zophobas morio, 851 nucleotides long. Its product is annotated as farnesol dehydrogenase-like. The record is from RefSeq and is a predicted model, not a curated record. Lineage: Eukaryota; Metazoa; Arthropoda; Insecta; Coleoptera; Tenebrionidae. The transcript is spliced from 4 exons. The coding region runs from base 111 to 794 and encodes 227 amino acids.
UAAUAACUUUGUCAUAUACGUUUUAUUUUAAUUGCCAGAACGACGCAAAUAGGUAUAUAAAACCGCCAGACAAACACAAAGUCACAAUUGCUUAGCAAAAAUUUACAACCAUGGUACUACCAAUAGCAAAGUGGGUGGGCAAAGUGGCCGUAGUAACAGGAAUUGCUCGCCGAGUUGAACUAAUCGAAAAACGCGCCAAAAGUUGCACGGCUAAAGAAAAACUGUACGCUGUAAAAGCAGAUAUCACCAAAGAAGAAGAAAUUCUGAAAGCUUUAAAAUGGGUUGAAGACAAUGUCGGCCCGAUUCACAUUCUUAUCAACAGUGCUGGAGUCAUUUUGCUAAAAGGACUUACCGAAACCUCCACCGAAGAUAUGAAAACAACUCUAGAUUUGAACGUCUUGGGUCUAUCCAUAAUAACAAGAGAAGUAGUGAAGAUGAUGCAGGCUCACAAAAUCAAUGGACAUAUUAUACACAUUAACAGUACUCUUGGACAUCAAGUGAUAUCGCAUGCUUUUAGCAUAUAUCCGGCGACGAAAUUUGCUGUAACCGCUCUUACCGAGACGUUGAGGCAAGAACUUAAUUCUUUAGGGUUGAAAAUAAAAGUUACGAGUGUGAGUCCGGGUUUGGUUGCUACUGAGAUGACUACUUUAAAUAAGGAUAUCUUACCGGAAGCUAAAGAAAUGUUCGACAAAAUAGCGAUUUUACAACCUGCGGAUGUAGUAGAUGCGGUGGUUUAUGCUUUAUCGACCCCCGAACAUGUACAGGUGCAUGAACUUACAUUAACUGGAUUAUAAAAAGUUUUAAUGUGUAACUAUUAUAGAUAGAAAGAUAAAUAAACUUUAUAAAUCUUU